Molecule: messenger RNA, 807 nt
Organism: Penicillium waksmanii
Lineage: Eukaryota; Fungi; Ascomycota; Eurotiomycetes; Eurotiales; Aspergillaceae
Product: SDR family NAD(P)-dependent oxidoreductase
Exons: 4
Coding region: 1-807 (268 amino acids)
Molecular function (GO): oxidoreductase activity, acting on the CH-OH group of donors, NAD or NADP as acceptor
Source: RefSeq, a predicted model, not a curated record
AUGUCCCUUCCUCAAUUACUUGUUGGCAAAGUUGCUGCCAUCACUGGCGGUUUAACCGGUAUUGGACGGGCAAUUGCACUCGAUUAUAUUCGACAUGGAGCCAAAGUUGCAAUCAGUCACCUCGGCGGACCCAAGGAAGACGACUUGCUAGAAUCUCUGCGCAAAGAAAUCAACGAGAUCGAAGCUGGUGCAGACAAGAGUCGAUUCAUCACAGUAUCAGGAGAUAUUUCACAGCCAGAGACGGGGCGUAAUUUUGUCGCGAAAACCGUCGAGGCCUUUGGCCGACUAGACGUGUUCGUCAGCAACGCAGGCGUAUGCCAGUUUGCCGAUUUCCUUGAGCUUGAGCCCUCUCUUCUCAACCACACCGUCUCUACCAACCUUUCCGGUGCCUUCUUCGCUACACAAGCCGCCGCCCGUCAAAUGGCACAGGCUCAGUCCCCGCCCGGUGGCUCCAUUAUCGGCAUUAGUUCCAUUUCAGCGCUUGUUGGCGGCGGCGAGCAAACUCAUUAUACCCCGACUAAGGCUGGUGUGCUAAGUCUGAUGCAGUCAACCGCAGUUGCACUGGGAAAAUAUGGCAUCCGCUGUAACGCGUUGCUCCCCGGUACCAUCCGCACUCAGCUUAAUGAUGCCGAUAUGGCGGAUCCAGUGAAGCGUACUUAUAUGGAAGGGCGUAUCCCAUUGGGUCGACUUGGUCAACCGCGUGAUCUGGCAGGACCAGCGGUGUUCCUGGCCUGUGAGGAGCUGAGUAGCUAUGUGACUGGUGCGCAGCUCCUCGUUGACGGUGGACUAUUUGUUAAUCUGCAGUAA